Messenger RNA from Odocoileus virginianus texanus, 8786 nucleotides. The record is from RefSeq and is a predicted model, not a curated record. NCBI's taxonomy places the organism in Eukaryota, Metazoa, Chordata, Mammalia, Artiodactyla, Cervidae.
UUCUGUCUGAAAGUGUUUGGGAUUGUCUCUUCAGCCCUGACAGUCUGAGAUUUCAUGACACACCUUUCAUGGGUCUCUUUGCAUUUGUCAGAAUGGACCCCUUUUUAAUCAAGAGACUCAAUUGUCAGUUCUGGGGAAUCUUCUUCUGUGUUUUUUCUUAACCGCCUCUGAGGUCCUGCAUGGCUCCUCCAGUCUGGACUCUGGUGCUGCUGCUGGGGGCUGCCUGGGGCCAGGGCCACAUGCCUGCCCCCACCCGGAAAGAGAAGCCUCCAGACUGGAAGCCCCUCGCUCGCAACUCACGGGAAAACUCCAUUCUCACCCACUGUGAUUUUGAGGAUGACUCCAGACCCCUCUGUGAUUGGAGCCAAGCGACUAAAGACGAUGGAGACUGGACUCGAGAAAGCCAGCCCUCCCCCGCCAGCGGCACUGGGCCCCCCGGGGGGUACCCCAGUGGAGAGGGCUACUACCUGCACAUGGACUCCAGCGCCUUCCACCCGGGCGGGGUGGCCCGCCUGCAAAGCCCCCCGAUAUGGGAGCAGGGCCCCCUCUGCGUGCGCUUCGCCUACUACAUGUUUGGGCUGUCGUGGGGCGCCCAACUCAAGCUGUGGCUGGCCUCAGACGCCAAGGGCAAGCACCCCAACCUGCUGUGGAAACACGUGAACACACAAAGCCCCUCCUGGAUCCCCACCGCCGUCACGGUGCCUCUGGGCCUUGUCCUGCCCAGCCGGCUGAUAUUUGAAGGCACGUGGGGCAGCACGACUUAUCUGGACAUCGCUCUGGACGCUAUCUCUAUCCGUCGGGGCUCCUGCAAUCGGGUCUGCAUGAUGCAGACGUGCAACUUUGACACUCUGAAAGAUCUCUGUGGCUGGAGCUGGAUCUCGACGCCCUCUGGGGCCAAGUGGGUCCAGAAGAAGGGGCCGACGGGGGUGCAGGAAGUGGGACCCGAGGGAGACUACUCUAGCCCUGGGGAUGGCUAUUACAUGCUUCUGGACCCCAAGAAUGCAAAAGCAAGUCAGAAAUCUGUCCUCCUGAGCCCCCUGAUCCAGUCCUCCGGCUGCCUGAGUCUGUCCUUUCACUACAUCCUCCGUGGCCGGUCUCCCGGUGCAGGCUUCAUGGCCUACGCAUCUGUCUUAGGCAGCAUCCGGAAACACACCAUCUUCUCAGGACAACCUGGACCCAACUGGCAGCCUGUCUCUGUCAAUUACACAGGCCAGGGACAGAUUCAGUUCACCUUGGUGGGCGUGUUUGCAAAGAUCCCAGAGCCAGCGGUGGCCGUGGAUGCAAUCAGCGUUGCUCCCUGUGGGGAGAGCUUUCCUCAGUGUGACUUUGAAGACAAGGACCACCCCUUCUGUGACUGGGUCCAGGUAUUACAGGAUGGCGGACACUGGACCCAGGGAAGCGCAAAUACGCUCAUCCACGGUAUAGGUCCCUUCGGAAUCUCCCUCAGUGGAGAAAGUCACUUCGUCUACCUUGAGGCUGACAAGUUCUCCCAGGAAGGCCAGUCUUACAAACUGGUGAGCCGGCCCUUCUGUGCCCCGGGUGCCAUCUGUGUGGCGUUCACCUACCACAUGGAUGGCCGCGGCAAGGGCACGAAGCUCAGGCUUCAGCUGGGGAGCCCUGCGGGCAGCCCCCCAAGUUCUCUCUGGGAACGAGUUGGGUCUCAGGGCCCUGACUGGCUGAACGAGUCCACGACCAUCCCUUCGGGACAUCAACAGCCUAUGCAGCUGAUGUUUGAGGUUGAGAGGGGCUCCCAUGCUGACUUCGUCGUUGCUUUGGGUUUCAUCUUCAUCAGUCAGGGGAGCUGUCGAGGACCUGCAUCUACAGCGCUCCCUCCCAAACCUCUAGGUCCCCCUACUGGCCCUUCUGAAACCCCUGCCCACACAGAAAAACCUGUGACCCCUGAAGAAACAUCCACCACCUCCAGUGAAAUAUCCCAUGUCCCCACGGAAAAACCUGUGGCCGCCACAGAAAAACCAACUGUCCCCAAUGAAGCACCUACUGUCCCCACAGAAAAGCCCAGUGUCCCCACAGAAAAGACCACCACUCCCACUAAGAAGACCAUCAUUCCCACAGAAAAGCCCACCAUCCUCCCUGAAGAACCCACCUUCCUACCUGAAUGGCCCUUUUCCCCUAGUGAAUGGCCCCCUGUCCCUACAGAAAAACCCACAAUCCCCACUGAAAAGACCACCAUCUCCACUGAAAAAAUAACCAUCCCCAGAGAAAAAACCAUGGUCCCCACAGAAAAGACCACCAUUCCCACAGAAAAAACAACCAUUUCCACAGAAAAAGUCACUGUCCCCAUGGAAAAGACCACCAUUCCCACAGAAAAAACAACCAUCUCCACAGAAAAAAACACUGUCCCCACUGAAAAGACCACCAUUCCCACAGAGAAAACCACUGUCCCCACUGAAAAGACCACCUUUCCCACAGAAAAAACCACUGUCCCCACCAAAAAGACCACCAUUCCCACCAAAAAGACCACCAUUCCCACAGAAAAAACAACCAUCUCCAUAGAAAAAACCACUGUCCCCACUGAAAAGACCACCAUUCCCACAGAAAAAACCACUGUCCCCACUGAAAAGACCACCAUUCCCACAGAAAAAACCACUGUCCCCACUCAAAAGGCCACCAUUCCCACAGAAAAAACCACUGUCCCCACCCAAAAGGCCACCAUUCCCACCAAAAAGACCACCUUUCCCACAGAAAAAACCACUGUCCCCACCAAAAAGACCACCAUUCCCACAGGAAAGCCCACCAUUCCCACAGGAAAGCCCACCGUCCCCACUGAAAGGCCCACAACUCCCAUGACACCCCAGCCCAGCCCAGCUCUUGUACCCACUCAGCCGACAGCCUUCACGAUGCCAAGUACCUCCAUGACCCCUGUGACCCCGGCCACCACUACAACCCCGAGACCUACUCCUGCCAUGUGCCCCCCGAAUGCCCACUACGAACGCUGUGCCUGCCCAGCGUCCUGCCAGAGCCCCAAGCCCACCUGUGGUCUCUCUUGCAAGCCUGGCUGUGUCUGCAAUUCAGGCUUUCUGUUCAACAACUCCCGCUGCAUCAACGCCUCUUCCUGCAAAUGCUUCUACAAUGAAAAUUACUACAAGUCAGGGACGGAGUGGUUCAGCCCCAACUGCACAGAACAUUGCCGCUGCCAGCCUGGCAGUCAGAUAGAGUGCCAGCCCUACAAGUGCGGGACACACACCGUGUGUCAAUGGAAGCAUGGCCAGUAUGGAUGCCACCCCUACGGCACUGCCACCUGCUUCGUCUAUGGAGACCCUCAUUACUUCACCUUCGACGGGAGGUACUUUAACUUCAUGGGCAAGUGCACCUACGUCUUGGCCCAACCCUGUGGCAACUCGACAGAGCCCUUCUUCAGGGUGACAGUGAAGAACGAGGAGCGAGGACAGGAGGGCGCGUCUUGCCUGAGUAGGGUCUCCGUGACCCUGUCGGAAACCACCAUCACCCUGCUCAAGGGCAGACACACGCUGGUUGGGGGUCAGCGAGUCACCCUCCCGGCCAUACCUUCUGAAGGUGUCUUCUUGACUCCAAGCGGGCGGUUUGUGCAGCUGCAGACGGCGUUCGGUCUGCGGGUGAGAUGGGACGGUGACCAGCAGCUGUAUGUGCGUGUGCCCAGCACCUACUCCAGCAAACUCUGCGGUUUCUGUGGCAACUAUGAUGGCGACAGUAGCAACGACAACCAGAAGCCGGAUGGCAGACCAGCACAAGAUGAGAAGGAGCUGGGUAACAGCUGGCAGACCUCGGAGGAUGAGGACCAGGCGUGCCAGGAGAACCAGGGGUCUCUCCCAUCUUGCAAUACUGACCUGAAGAACACACUGUCGGGGCCGGAGUACUGCGGACGGCUCGCAGUCGAUUACGGAGCCUUUCAGGCCUGCCUGCCUCAUCUCAAGGUCUCUUCCUUCUACGACAACUGCAUGCUUGACAUGUGCAACUUCCAGGGGCUGCAGCAGAUACUGUGUGCCCACAUGUCGGCCUUGACUGAGACCUGCCAGGAGGCCGGCUAUGCGGUGAAGCCCUGGAGGGGACCCCAGUUCUGCCCGCUGGCCUGCCCACCCAACAGCAGAUACACCCUGUGUGCCAAGCUGUGCCCUGAUACCUGCCAUUCCACGUUCUCGGGCAUGGCCUGCCAGAACCGCUGCGUGGAGGGCUGCGAGUGCAACCAGGGCUUCGUCCUCAGCGGGCUCCAGUGCGUCCCCCAGUCCGAGUGUGGCUGCCUCGACCCCACGGCUGGCUACUUCCAGAUAGGGGAGCGGUGGUUCAAGCCAGGCUGCAGACGGCUCUGCAUCUGUGAGGGCACCAACAGAACUCGCUGUGUGCCCUGGCAGUGCCAGGCCCAGGAGAUGUGUGGUCGGCAGGAUGGCACCUAUGGCUGCCACCCUCAAGGCUCGGCCACCUGCACUGUCUGGGGGGACCCCCACUACCUGACAUUCGAUGGAGCCCUGCACCACUUCAUGGGCACCUGCACCUACAUCCUCACCCGGCCUUGCUUGUUGAAGUCCCUGGAGAAUUAUUUCUUUGUGAGCGCCACCAACGAGUUCCGCGGUGGAAACUUGGAGGCCUCCUACGUCAAAGCCGUCCAAGUGCAGGCCUUCGGCAUCAGAGUCUGGAUGCUCAAAGGCCGCAAGGUCAUGCUGGACGGUCGCCAGGUGGCUCUGCCCCUGUGGUUUGCACGCGGCCGGAUGACCGUGAGGUCCAGUGGCUCCUUUAUCCUCCUCUACACGGACUUCGGGCUUCAAGUUCGCUACGACGGAUACCACCUGGUGGAAGUGACCGCUCCCUCCUCCUAUGCCGGCCGGCUCUGUGGGAUGUGUGGGAACUACAACAACAACAGCCUGGACGAUAAUCUGCAGCCUGAUAAGAGACCUGCUGUCAACUCCGCGCGCCUGGGGGCCUCCUGGAAGCUAAAUGAGUUAUCUGAAUCUGGCUGCUUUGCUGCAGAUGCCAGGCCCCCCAGGUGCCUGGAAAAGAAUGCAACUGACCCCUGGAGUAAGAACUGUGAUAUCUUAGUGAAUCCUCAGGGACCCUUCUCCAAGUGCCACAGGGUGGUGGCCCCGCAGGCCAGCUUUGCCAGUUGUGUGUACGGCCAGUGUGGGACCACGGGUGACGCCUUCACCCUGUGCCGCUCCCUGCAGGCCUAUGCGUCUCUGUGCGCCCGCGCCGGCCAGGUCCUCACCUGGCGGAACAGCACCUUCUGCCCUCUGAAGUGCCCGUCAGGCAGUAGAUACAGCCCCUGCGCUGACCCCUGCCCGGCCACCUGUCUCAGCCUGAGCACCCCAUCGUACUGCCCUUCCUCGCUGCCCUGCGCUGAGGGCUGCGAGUGUCAGAGAGGCCACAUCCUGAGCGGGACCACCUGUGUGCCCCUCGGCGAGUGUGGCUGCACCAGCCCCGGGGGCGCCUACCACCCGGUCGGGGAGAGAUGGUACACGGACAACACGUGUUCCCGGCUCUGCACCUGCUCCAUCCACAACAACGUCUCCUGCCUCCAAACCGCCUGCAAGCCUGGCCAGAUGUGCUGGCCCCGCGAUGGGCUGAUGCGGUGCCGGGGGGCAGGGAUGGGAGUGUGCCGAAUCCAGGACAGGUCCCAGUACAUAAGCUUCGAUGGCAGUUACCAUGCUGUCCAGGGCACCUGCACUUACGUCUUGGCGAAAACAUGCCACUCCACCAUGGACCUGCCUUUCUUCAAGAUCAGUGGCAAGAAUGGGAAGCAGCAAGACCAACCCCACACUUUCUACCUCCGCACGGUCUAUGUGCACGUCUUUAAUUCCCUGGUCACCCUGAAGAAGGACCACGCACUGAUCAAUGGCACAUGGGUCCCCCUGCCCGCGACCUCCCAGAUUCGGGGGGUCAAAGUCAUUUCCAGGGAUGGCUACAUGGUGCUCACCAUCAGCAUUGGGGUGGAAGUCAAGUUUGAUGGCAAUGGUUUCCUAGAGAUCGAAAUCCCCAAAGCCUAUUAUGGAAAGACCUGUGGCAUGUGUGGGAACUUCAACGGUGAGGAAGAGGAUGAGCUACUGAUGCCUAAUGACGAGCUAGCCCCGGAUGAUGUCACGUAUGUGGACAGUUGGCAAGAUAAGGAGAUCGACCCAAAUUGCCGAGAUGAUGACAAGAUCAAAGAAGAAUCGGAGGAGGAGCCAGAAACAGCCUGCCAGCCAGCUGACCUGGAGAGAGCCCAGGAGCAAUGCCGGGCAGUCUUUCAGACCCCGGGCUGGGCAAGGUGUGCCAGCCGCGUGAUCCUCAGUCCCUUCUUGGUCAAAUGCACCGACAGCCUCUGUGAGUUUGGAGGCCUGAGCAGCGCCCUCUGCCAGUCUCUGCAAGCCUUCGCGGCCGCCUGCCAAGCCCGGGGCAUCAGGCCUCCCAUCUGGAGAAACAGCAGCUUCUGCCCUCUGGACUGCCCCGCCCACUACGUCUACACCAACUGCUUUCCCCACUGCCCCCCGACCUGUGAUAACCCGGAAGGCCAGUGCAAGGGCUCCAGCGGUCCCUCCAUCUGCCAGGAGGGCUGCGUCUGUGAGCCCGGCUACGUGCAAAAGCAGCGGCGGUGUGUGCCCAGGAGUCAGUGUGGCUGCCGGGACGCCCGGGGCAGAGACCUCCCCGAGGGUAAUGCCUGGUUCUCCAGCAGCUGCUCCCAGAGGUGUACCUGCAGGGCGGGGGCCAUUCAGUGCCGGCCCUUUGCCUGCCCCACGGGCUCCCAGUGCAAGACCGACGAGGACGGCAAAGAAAUCUGCAAACCCUACAAGUCGGAGCGAUGCACAGUUUAUGGGGACCCCACUUACCGCACAUUUGAUGGCCUCGGCUACCGUUUCCAGGGCCGCAUGACCUACUAUCUGGUCAAGACCGUGGACGUGCUCCCCAAUGGGGUGGAGCCCUUCAUCGUGGAGGGACGCAACAAGAUGUAUGCGUCUCACAACCCUGUUUUCCUGCACGAAAUCAUCGUGAUGGUCUACGGCUACACGGUCCAGCUCCAGCACGAACUGGAGCUUGUCGUCAAUGGUCAGAAGGUGACCGCCCCCUAUGAGCCCGUCGACCAGCUGCGGGUCUCCCUACGAAGUGAUCGCCUGUUCGUGAUCACAGACUUUGAACUGGUGGUCAGCUUCAACGGAAAGAACAACGCAGUGAUCUCCCUGCCUGUCACUUACCGGAAGCUCGUGCUUGGCCUGUGCGGCAACUGCGACCAGAACAAGAGGAAUGACUUUAUACUGCCCAAUGGGGCUGUCACCCAGAACCUCCUUGCUUUUGCCAACAGCUGGGAGGUAAAAAUGACCGAGGGAAGCUUCCCCCGCGUCUCAAGGGCCGUACAUGAGGAGGAGGUGAAAGAAGAAGCGGCGCUAGGCUUUCGUGGUGUGUCGGGAUGCCACCCGGAGGAGCUGCAGCUCAUCAACCGCACCCAGGCGUGUGGGGUGCUGGUGGAUCCCGAGGGCCCCUUUGCUGCCUGUCACCAGACUGUGGCCCCCGAGCCCUUCCUGGAGCACUGUGUGUCUGACCUGUGUGCAGCCCGCGACCCCAAGGAGCAGGAGGAGCUGCGUUGCCAGGUCCUCAGCGGGUACGCCAUCAUCUGCCAGGAGGCGGGUGCCACCCCUGCCAGCUGGCGGGACCACACCCACUGCGCCUUGUCAUGUCCAGCCAAUACGGUCUACCAGAGCUGUAUGACCCCCUGCCCAGCCUCCUGUGCCACGCUGGCAGCCCCCCGGGGCUGCACGGGUCCCUGUGUGGAGGGCUGUGCCAGCCUCCCGGGCUACGUCUACAGCGGAGCCCAGAGCCUCCCCCUGGCCCGCUGCGGCUGCACGGACAACGGCAUCUACUACCAGCAGGGUGACCGCGUUGUCAGCGACGACUGCUCUCAGAGCUGCACCUGCGCCCGCCCGGGGCUCCUGCUAUGUGAGCCCCUCGGCUGCCGCCCCGGGGAGGUCUGCGCCUUGGGGAACCUCACUCGUGGCUGCUUCCGAGACAGCCCGUGCCUACAGAAUCCCUGUCAAAAUGACGGGCGGUGCCGGGAGCAGGGAACCCACUUCACCUGUGAGUGCGAACCUGGUUACGGGGGAGACCGCUGCACGGAGCCGCGGGAUGUACCUCCCCCCAAAGAGCCAGAAGCAUCCAACUUUGCCUCCAUCCUGUUGCCAUGGCUGGUGCCCAUGGUGGUCAUAGUGCCCGCGGCAGUGACCAGAGAGUGCAUUUCCAGGAAGAAAAGGAGGAGGGAGAAAAUGCAGAGCCAGACCAGAGACAAGCCACCAGAUUUUAGUCCAGAGCACGCCCUCAGAGUUGCUUAGUUCUGAGUUGUCCACAGAAAAAGGAGAGAUAAAAUCACUUAUUUUUGAGACGUGACUUCCCAUGUGAUUCUGGUGGAGGAAGGGUCUGUGAGGUGGACCUUGGUGGGGAGAACAGAAGGGAGACGCGGGCCCGGGGACCUAAGGCUGGAUGCUCCAGAAAGUGUCCACAAGGAGGGGAACCGAGGUCUGAGGACGUAAGCAGCUGUCUGUUCCUUAGACAAAGUCACGUGAGGGGCUUCGGGCAUGCAGGAGAAAAGAGGUCACCCCAGGAAUCCUGGUUCUUGUAGAACUUGGCCUCUGAGCUUCCCACCUGGGUAAGUGAAAGGUGAUCCUGAGGUUUUAUGUUUCCAAUGAUGAGAUUAAAGCUCUGGGCAGAGGCUCAGGAUGGGAAAUGUGGCUUUUUCCAAAGGGUGAACUGGCCUGUGACCCAAAGGGCCUUGGGGUUGCUAUGGUAACUGAAGGUGGGGGCUGAGGCCCGGCUUGGGAGGAGCUUGGAGCUCCAUC